AUGAAGUUCACCACUUGCCUCAUUGUCGCUGCUUCGGCCGCGACUCUUGUCGCUGCAGCUCCGGUACCCGUAAGCGUGUUUGAGUCUUCGCUGAGCCUAUUUCGACUUGCUGACAUCUACAGAUUGGUGCCAAGAGAACCGCAGAGCCACAGUUUUCUGAUUCUUCCUCAAUAGCCGUGAGUACUCCCAAAUUCCCGUCACUUCACACCUUGUGCACGCCUUGUGUCAAUGCUGAGCAUCCCUCUAGAACGGGCCUGUGCAAGUGAGAGAAGCAGAGGCUAUUGUUCCCGCCAAUGGCAACGGGCCGAUUUGCAAAGAGACAUCACCCGGUCAUUACAUUUGCAUCUGA
Molecule: messenger RNA, 349 nt
Organism: Lecanosticta acicola
Lineage: Eukaryota; Fungi; Ascomycota; Dothideomycetes; Mycosphaerellales; Mycosphaerellaceae
Source: the annotation of a GenBank genome assembly